UUGUCGCACGUUGGCUGGUGGCCGGGAGAGUCUUUGCGCACGGGGCCAGUUCGCACUAGCGGCAUCGCCAGCGGCCGCCUUUGGAUCGAAGUCGCGCCUCGGGGGCCGGAUUCUCCAGCAAGAUGCCGCGCUCGUUCCUGGUGAAGAAGCAUUUCUCGGCCAGCAAGAAGCCCAAUUACAGCGAACUGGAGAGUCAGACCGUGAUUGUCUCCCCGUUGUUGUAUGAGAAGUACCCCCUGUCUGUCAUCCCCCAGCCUGAAAUCCUCAGCACAGGCUCUUACUACCCCCCGCUGGUAUGGGACACGGGGCUGCUCUCCAACUUCUUCACCUCUGAGCCGGAAUACCAGAAGAGUGCCGCUUCUCCCCCCAGCCCAGACUCCAAACCUCUGGACCUGACCUCCCUGUCCAGCGAGGAAGAGGAUGGCAAGACAACCUCCGACCCGCCCAGCCCAGCCUCCUCUGCUACGGAAGCGGAGAAGAUUCACUGCAGCCAAUGCAACAAGUCCUACUCGACCUUUGCGGGCCUGGCCAAGCACAGACAAUUGCACUGCGACGCCCAGGCCAGGAAAUCUUUCAGCUGCAAGUACUGCGAGAAGGAAUACCUGAGCCUGGGGGCUCUCAAGAUGCACAUCCGAAGCCAUACCCUGCCUUGCGUCUGUAAAAUCUGCGGCAAAGCUUUCUCCAGGCCUUGGCUCCUGCAGGGCCACAUCAGAACGCACACUGGGGAAAAACCUUUUUCCUGCACACACUGCAACAGGGCCUUUGCUGACCGCUCCAACCUUCGUGCUCACCUGCAGACCCAUUCCGAUGUCAAGAAGUAUCAGUGCAAAACCUGUUCCAGGACUUUCUCCCGAAUGUCACUUCUCCACAAACAUGAAGAAACGGGCUGUACCGGCACCCGCUGAGAGCUCUCCGGAGAUGCUGUGGACUCCUCCGUGCAAAUACAUGUAUUGUAACUAGUUUCUGUAGGAAGAAUAGUUUCCGUUGAGCUGCCAGGACAGCGUGUAUCAAACCUGGUCUUUACAGCUGCUUCAAGCCUUAAAGCAACAUAAUACACACACUCUUCUUGUCCCUUCUUGUCUUUGAUGCAGUGUUUAAAGCAUGAUCACAUUUUUCUUUUCUUUUCUCCCUGGCAUUGUCGGAAUGCUUCUCAAUUCAGGCAGAUGCAGGAUCACAUUGUUGUGCCACAAGUGUCUGGUUUAGAAGGACACAGUCUGCUGAAAUUUUAGUAUGAAACUCUAACUGAGCUCUGAGCAAGAUCCGCCUAGUCCACUGUCUCCAACAGUGGCCAGCCAGUUGCUUCUAGAAGCUCACAAGGGGCGAAUGAAAGUGAUGGCCAUCUUUAUUUCUCCCCAGCACCUGCUACAGAGGCAGAGGUUUAGUGCCUCUGAAAAUGGAGGCUCAGUUUGGAACCUGGAGGUUCCAUUCAUGGAGUCCUAUCUCCAUAGUACUAUUCACAUGUUAUGUUGAACACACUCAUAUGAGGUUGUACACAGGUACAAUUAUUCGCACAUUAUUUUGAACGCAGGUACAGCAGUGAACUUCCAAUCUGUGCCAUGCUUUUGAAGGUACAGGCUCACAUUUAAAAUGAACGCAGGUGUACACUAGCCCUAUUCAAGCAUGUUGGAUGAGCGUACAGCUGUUUGCACACAUGCACGUGUUUUUGUGUGCAUGGCUGUACCUGUGUUCAUUUAAAAAGCGAACCUGGGUGCAGACCCCUCAAAUGCAUUUCACAAAUACGGAGUGUACUGUUCUACCUGUGUUCAGCAUAACAUAUGAAUAGCCAUACAUGUGUGCAGAUCUGUACCUGUAUACACUGUGUACAUAACAUGUGGAUCGUACAGAUGUUUGCAUAGGGCUAUGAGUUUGCUGCAUCCAUGUGCUACGUGUGAUCUAAGCUAGCGUCCAUCACUCUUUUGUGUCUGAGUUCCAAAGUGUAGGAACGACCUUAUGUUCAGGAGGUGCUCAGUGCCUCCCAGGAUUUUGCCUUGUACCUAGCUGGCCUUUCUGUUAUCGGUGCAGGAGAGGGGAAGAGCAAUAGCUUCACAGUCACUGUUGACCCUCGACGGCUAUGCCUCUAGCUGGUGGACAAAAGCGACGUGUUGACAAAAUGCCCAGCGAGACUUUUUUGCUCUUCGCAUUAUAUCUCUGUUGCCCGUGGUAGGUGUCCCACUGCAGUCGGACGGCCUUGCAUUCGUUCAGAGGCAGCUGCUUCUCCCACCAGCACAAUGACAAUUUGCAAUGCCUCCUGAGAUUAACAAUGUCUAUAGAAGGCAUUGGGUAGCCAUUUCAAACAAGACUCCUGUUUACAGAGCGGCUAUGCACUCAAGCACCUGUUAAUAUGACUUCUUUUAACAACUGCUUUUUCAAGGGAACUGUGACGAAUAGCAGGCACUUGUCAGGCGAUACAAUAGCCGCCUGUGUCCAGAAGGCUCCCCAUUGACAGGUGUGUGCCAAAAGAACUAUUUAUGGGUAUUGACAGGUGCCUCCUGAAUGCAUCUUUCUUUUGUACAUUGUUUCCACAUCAUAAACAAACAAACAAAAAAAAGGGUAUGUUUACAUUUUGAAGGUACACUGGUAUUUAUAUAUUUUUGUGCCACAAUUUUAUACUGAUUAAAAACUUUUUUAUAUAUAAUUCUAUACAAUUUAUUGAUAUUCAAUAAAAUGGUUAAUUUAUAA
This is a messenger RNA of Hemicordylus capensis (graceful crag lizard), 2679 nucleotides long. RefSeq names its product snail family transcriptional repressor 1 (gene SNAI1). Bases 123 to 905 code for a protein of 260 amino acids. The record is from RefSeq and is a predicted model, not a curated record. Gene Ontology annotation, molecular function: RNA polymerase II cis-regulatory region sequence-specific DNA binding; DNA-binding transcription factor activity, RNA polymerase II-specific. NCBI's taxonomy places the organism in Eukaryota, Metazoa, Chordata, Lepidosauria, Squamata, Cordylidae. Gene Ontology annotation, biological process: regulation of DNA-templated transcription. The transcript is spliced from 3 exons.